AUGGGCUUUAGAAGAAGUAUUAAAAAUGAAACAUCCGAAGAAAAUGAUGCAACAUCAAAUAAUUCUGUUUCUGAAUCACAUGUCGACAAUAAUUCAUCUGAAAACAUUCAGUUUGAUACUUUUGCAGAAUUAUCUGAACGACGACUUGAACAAACUGGACUUGAGGAACUUCAGAUUGAUAUCGAACUAAAAUGCUACACCACCAAAAGAUUUUCUGAUGCUGAAAAUUACUUACAACAAGAAGAACCAGAAUGA
Funneliformis mosseae is the source of this 255-nucleotide messenger RNA. The record is from the annotation of a GenBank genome assembly. NCBI's taxonomy places the organism in Eukaryota, Fungi, Glomeromycota, Glomeromycetes, Glomerales, Glomeraceae.